Messenger RNA from Anneissia japonica, 2321 nucleotides. RefSeq names its product Fanconi anemia group G protein-like. The coding region runs from base 525 to 2219 and encodes 564 amino acids. Gene Ontology annotation, biological process: interstrand cross-link repair. Gene Ontology annotation, molecular function: protein binding. Gene Ontology annotation, cellular component: Fanconi anaemia nuclear complex. The record is from RefSeq and is a predicted model, not a curated record. The transcript has 13 exons. Lineage: Eukaryota; Metazoa; Echinodermata; Crinoidea; Comatulida; Comatulidae.
AGCAUUAUACUAGCGCAUUGAAAAUGUGUUUAUGCAUUAUAGCAAAUUUAUAUAUCAUACAUUACAUUGAUAUUAAUAUUUUGCUUUAAUAAAUAAAUAUUUUGGUUUCCAUUUUUUAGUGUUGUCAGACUUGUCACAAGGAAUUACAGAGUGAGCUAAACAACUUACUCUGUCAGGUUAAGGGUAUACCGCCCUCAAGGCAUGUUUUACCAGUUGAGUUGGCAUUAACUUUUAACUACUACCUCCUUGUUUACAAAGAAUACCAGUGCAAUGGAAAUCUUUGUGGUAUAAACACAAUCAUUGACUCAAUCAACAGUACUUGGCUGAGAGUUUGCCGUGCUGCCAAUGUGGUAAUUGUUGAUUCAAACACCGAAGACUAUUUUGUCAAAGCUGUCUCAUGUAGCCUAUCUGGUGCUGAACUUAGACAACCUUUACUGCUACUUGGUUGUCUUCAGAGUGUGUGCCACCUGACUAGUGGGAACAUAGAGGGAGCUGUCUGCCUGCUGGAUGUUGUCAGCAGGAACAUGUCUAUUUUGAGCAAAACUGAAAAGGUUCAUUUUAGGUUUCUGCCAGGCGGUUCAGUUAAUGUUCAAGAAGAAAUACAAACAUCUAAAGACAGCAUCUGUAAUAGUUAUGGUAUAUAUGCUUUGAAACUCCUGCAUGCGGUUGUACACUCGGUCAAAGGAAAUCGCCUGAAGGGAAUGACUUCUCUCAUGAAGCCUAUUCAGCUGGAUAGAAGUUCCUUAGCUGUAUCAGCUUGGUAUUGGAGUAUGUUUUGUUUGUACUGGGAAGGAAAGUAUUCAGAUGUCAUUAAUGGUGUGAAUUCCGUCGUCAAUGGCAAUAUUUUAUCUGUCAGAGAUCUGUCCAUAGCAACAAAUUUACUAGCAUGCUCACUUAUGAAACAAAAUAGAAUAACGGCAGCAAUUGCUUUGCUACGACAGUGUCUUCAAGAGAAUUUCUCCUACCUGUUACCUUUGUAUAAUCUGUCAGUCAUGUAUGGGAAACAGGAAAGAGUGACAGCUAAGCUUGAGUCAUUACACCUACUUACAAUGGCUCUACAUCAAGAAAAUGAAAGUGUGAUGAAAAAAGAACCUGCCAUUUUACUAGAUGCAGCCCAUGGCAAAAGUAAACCAAAGAUAAUUGUACAAAACAUUAUUGAGUGGCAACCGAGUUCCUUAUUGGUUUUCUACAUGUUAGCAAGAAGCUGUUUAGAUGCUGGAAGGUUUUCUGAUGCUGCUGACCACUACAUUGAUUUGCUGUCAGCUCUCACUGACUUAUCUUGUGUUCCUAGUACUGCACAUAAGGCUUGUGAAUCGGGUCAGCAGGAGCUACCAUCUUUGGUGACGAUCUACUAUGAGUCUGCCCUCUCACAAACUAAAUCAGGACGAUUACUAGAUGCCUUACUGAUUAUCAAAAAAAUCCAGGAAAAGCUGCCACAUCCACCUACUUACUGUGCUAAUCCUGGAAAAGUUGAGCAUCCCUCAACUUCAUCAGUUCAAGAGGAUGCCGUGGAAGACCAAAGUGAUGAUGGCACAUUCCCUGGAAGGAAGCGUCAAAGAGAGAUGUCAGAAAGUCAUUUUCAACUGGAAGCAUCUGAUGAUCGCGUGAAUGAGAACUUUUAUAGCUAUGUGAAGAUAAGACUUUUGGAGGUGUUUUGUCUGGUGAGGUGUCAUCGGGUUGAGGAAGCUCUUAAUUGCAUUGACUCUGUACUGAAACUUCUCAACAAAUGUCAAGGAGUCCACAAGAAAGAAAUGCAACACUCAUCAAAGAAGAUCAAGUUAGACCAAGGAGAUAUGCCAGCUAGUAUAGCAAAUGUUGAGAACCAAUCAGAACAUCCAGUAUUGAGGCUUAAGGCUGAGGCUUAUAACAAUAAAGCAGUCAUUCUGAUUGGACAGAACAAACUGCAAGAUGCCAAUGAGCUACUGUUAAACAGUAUUCACUGUUGUCCAGGGUUUGUUGAUACUGUUUACAACCACACAUUAUUGCUGUUUAAGUUGGGCAACCAAUCAACAGCCAGCACUGACUGGCUGCGGUUCAGAUAUGCAGAUGUUGCGUUAAAUUCUUCAAUGGUUUCUCACCUGCUGGCAAAAACUGCAAGCUCACUAAAAGACAUCAAACUUGUACCUUCAUCUUCUUCUGUAGAAGGUAUCCCACAAUACAGUCUCCUUAUGAUGGAUAAGAUAGCCUUGGAAAUCAGAAUGAAUGUUAAUAAAAUGUAACAUGGAAGAAAAGAAGACUAUGUUCAUAACAAAAUGAAUAUAUUUUACUGAUUAAUUAAAUAAAUUAGUUUUAUUGUGUAUGAUACAAGUGAAAUAAAAGCA